Messenger RNA from Pocillopora meandrina, 1167 nucleotides. Lineage: Eukaryota; Metazoa; Cnidaria; Anthozoa; Scleractinia; Pocilloporidae. The record is from the annotation of a GenBank genome assembly.
AUGAAUACAACUUUACACCUGGGUUCUCUGGCAAAUAUUUCAACUGUCGCACUUCCAGAACUGGCCAGUCCGACUUCCGCGUGGUUUUCUGAAAAUGGCAAGUUUAUUACGACUGCUGAGUUUGUCGUAAGUGUACUGUUUUACUGCUGCGUGUUCCUCGCAAUCCUUGUGGGAAACGUGCUAGUAAUUUUAGCCUACGAGAGGAACUGGAGACUUCAAACUACCACAAACACUUUCAUAAUUGGUCUAGCUGUGUCGGAUCUAUUGGUUGGGUUCGUCUCAAUCCCCUUUUGGUUGUAUGUCUACAGCUGCCAUUACUUGGACGUUACACUACAUCCCGUUGGAUACGAAAUGUACAUCACAUUCGACGUGUUCAUCGGAUGUGCGUCGAUCUUUCAACUUACUGCCAUCAGUAUAGAGAGAUGCAUCGCCAUCGUCUGGCCGAUCAGACACCGAGCCCUUCGCGAAGGGAUCUUUCAUGCGAUGAUUCUUGCCGCGUGGGGUUGUUCUGCGGUCAUGGCUGGAUUGUACCCGGUCCAAUUGAAGCAUUGGGAAGGGGGCUACACGGCAUUUAUCUUCUCUACUUGCUUCAUUGGACCAUUAAUCGUCAUGUCUGUAGUUUAUUUCUUAAUCUAUGAGACAGCAAGGGACUCGAGGUCCAGGGUACACGCCGCAAGAGCAGCCCCCACAAUACACAGAGAAAUUCGUGUUGCGGGAACAGUGGCCCUUGUUACUGGAGUAUUUAUGAUCGCGUGGUUCCCAUUCUUUGUCAUCACUGUGGUUGCUACAUACGAUUUGGAGCGCUUACCCGAACCACCUGGACUCUUCCGACUUACAGCCUUCGUCAAGGCCUUGCAUUACAUAAACUCGGCUCUAAAUCCAAUCCUGUAUGGCUGCCGGAAUCCAGAGAUGAGAAAGACUAUGCUCAAUGUAGUGCGCCAAUGCUAUCCGCUCAGAUCUCGUGAGCAGAGGUAUCCAUCUAGGCUGCAGGCGAUGCUAGAUCCUCGACGUACACGAGAGUUCUUACCCGGUACCUCGUUGGCAGUGCAGUGGCCUGACGAAAGACGAAGCACACCGAUCAUUGGCAACAACACUACUACAACGGUGGUUUCAUUCGUUAAUCGAGAUGGGUAUGUGGAGUCAAGGCCAACAAGCGUACAUCAAUAA